This is a messenger RNA of Cuculus canorus (common cuckoo), 2500 nucleotides long. It is a transcript of the gene OPCML, whose product is annotated as opioid binding protein/cell adhesion molecule like. The transcript has 9 exons. Gene Ontology annotation, cellular component: neuron projection. Bases 443 to 1456 code for a protein of 337 amino acids. NCBI's taxonomy places the organism in Eukaryota, Metazoa, Chordata, Aves, Cuculiformes, Cuculidae. The record is from RefSeq and is a predicted model, not a curated record.
UUCCCCAGGAGGGGAGCAGAGCCCGCAGAGGGGCAGGGGCAAGCCAAGGGCUGACGCCUGAGGCUGCCCCACUUUCAGGCUUCAGCCUGGGGGCAAAAAAUUUCCGAGCCACUGUGCAGGCGGCUGGUGGGACGGUGUCCAUCCGUCUGCCGGGCUGCUCCCUUCAUCCCGGGUACCGCUGCCAGCCGGUUGCUGGGAGGAAUGCUCAGGGGGUCGAUGCCCGCGUUUAACUCCCUGGAUGCAGAGUGAGACCCGCAGAAGAGCAAGUGUGCGUGUGUCAGUCAGCAUCUCGAACCAAUGGGUGCCUGCUCACUAACUCAGUCUCCCUCCCUCUGCAAACAUUGGAUUUAAACCUGCUCAGCAUUCAACGCAGACGAAAGCAGCAGCGGCAGCAGCAAGCAGCGAGCAAGCAAAUCAGCCGCUAGUCUACCGCAGCUCCAAGAUGUACCAUCCUGCCUGCUGGAUCGUCUUCACGGCCACAACUGCCCUGCUCUUCAUCCCAGGAGUGCCCGUGCGCAGCGGAGAUGCCACCUUCCCCAAAGCUAUGGACAACGUGACUGUGCGGCAAGGGGAGAGUGCCACGCUCAGGUGUACCGUGGAUGACAGGGUGACACGCGUGGCGUGGUUGAACCGCAGCACCAUCCUGUACGCAGGCAAUGAUAAAUGGUCUAUAGACAACCGUGUGGUGAUCCUCUCCAACACCAAGACCCAGUACAGCAUCAAGAUACACAAUGUGGACAUCUACGAUGAGGGCCCCUACACCUGCUCCGUGCAGACAGACAAUCACCCCAAGACUUCGCGCGUCCACCUCAUUGUGCAAGUUCCCCCCCAGAUCGUCAACAUCUCUUCGGACAUCACCGUGAAUGAGGGCAGCAGUGUGACCCUCAUGUGCCUGGCCUUUGGGAGACCGGAGCCCACCGUCACGUGGCGGCACCUCUCUGGGAAAGGGCAGGGCUUUGUCAGUGAGGACGAGUACCUGGAGAUCACGGGCAUCACACGGGACCAAUCCGGGGAGUACGAGUGCAGUGCUGUCAACGACGUGGCUGUCCCAGAUGUGCGGAAAGUCAAAGUCACCGUCAACUACCCACCGUACAUCUCGAAUGCCAAGAACACGGGCGCCUCGGUGGGCCAGAAGGGCAUCCUGCAGUGCGAGGCCUCGGCCGUCCCCGUGGCAGAGUUUCAGUGGUUCAAGGAGGACACCAGGUUAGCGAACGGGCUGGAGGGUGUGCGGAUUGAGAGCAAGGGCCGCUUGUCAACGCUGACCUUCUUCAAUGUCUCGGAGAAGGACUACGGCAACUACACGUGCGUGGCCACAAACAAGCUGGGCAACACCAACGCCAGCAUCAUCCUGUAUGGGCCCGGAGCAGUGCACGACGGUGGCAACGCAGCGUCCCGGGCAGCCACCGGCCUCGGCCUCUGGGCUGCCCUCCUUGCUCGGCUCCUCCUUGGCUUUUGAUAAGGGAGCGGAGGGUCCCGGGAGGCAUCACCUCGCCUCUCCCCCGCCGUGGGCUCAGCCCGCCGCGCCGCCCAGGGACUCCUCUGUGUCGGACGGGCGAUGCGCCGGAGGACGGGCGGCGUCGUCGAGUGUCCGAGGAUGGCCACGUCUCCCAUGUGCCGGGACCAUUCUCGCCGCCGGUUACGCUGUACAGAUCCCACCACGUGCCACCAGACUGUCACCUGCCACCAUCACCCCAGGGAUGUGGUCCGGCAUGGACAAGGCUCCCUGCGGCCGCCUCGUUCCUGAUGCGGGGAGCACGGCGCUGCCUGGAGCCAUCGCCGGGGAUUUCCAUUUCAUCAUCUCGCUAAGCCGCCUAUGCCCAAAAAGACCCCAAGGUUGAAGCCCCCUGGCUCUGCCUUCAGCCCUCUCAGUCCUGAAUGUCAGUUCUCGCCGCCAAAGCUCCUCCCUAAGUGUUCCGAAUGUUGCCGGCCUUUUCCAAAGGGCCACCCAAUACAAUAAGUUAUCCUCCAAGCGUCGUGCACCUCCUCCUGCUUCUCUUUCUCCCAGCUAACAUCAUACUCCUUUCUCCUCCAAAACUCACUCACCUUCCUGAGGGCAUGAAGCUGCUUUCCCAGGAAUGUGAGCCCUGAGGAUCACUGCCGGCCCUCUUGGAGACUUCCCAUCGCCCUGGCUUAUUCACCUGUUGCUCCUCCUCACUCCGGACCUGCUGCCUCCUCUAACAGCAGGACUUGCCCUGUGGAUCUCGCCCUGAUGCGCUGCUUGUCAGGGAGGUUCCUCUGGGCUUGUUUUCCAAGCACUUUACAGCCUGCACAUCAAAAGCACAGCGCCAAAAACAUUGGGAAGUGGCACUAAACCACACAGCAAGACACCUUUUCUUAUGGCUCUAAUGUGCACCCAUCUGCACAUACCUGGAGGGGACGGAAUCAUGCACUCCCAGCCUCAAGAUCUGCACAUCAGCUGCUUUGCACCUCCCUGGUCCAUCUCCCGGCCUCAAAAUCUGCCCAUCAGCUGCUCUACACCUCCCUGGUCCAUCUCCCGGCC